CGAAGAUCCGAGAUAGCGAUAGCGUUCGUAAAUUUCUUUUUCUCCUUAGCCUUCUGGCCCCGUGCAAGGCAAAACGAGUUAAGUUACGUCCGACUGUGUGGCCUGAUGGGCUGUUUGUGUCCUCUCUCUACGCUGAAAUUCACUUUUACGGCGAGAUUUCCUUGACAUCUGUGCGGAAAUUUUCGGUCUCAUGCUGCAGUUGAGCUUCGUACUUCACUAGUCAUUGAUUCAGUGAUGUACGGUGUUCUCCAACAGCCGGUCAAGAGACCAGGAAAACCAACACCUUUGAAUUCCUAAGCUUCAUUUUUACUACAAUUGCCUGUAAAUAGCUUUAAAAAAGAGGAACGGGAUUGACAUGGAACAAGAUCCAAAGGCUGCAAAAACUUCAUUUUCCGGGACAAGGUCCCUGUUAUUUUGGUGUCGACAACAGACAGAGAGUUACAACGAUGUGAAUGUGUUUAACAUGUCGACUUCAUGGCGGGAUGGUUUGGCGUUCUGUGCGAUUAUCCACCGUUACAGGCCGGAUUUGAUAGAGUUCGACAGGCUGUCCAAAGAGAACAUCAUGGAAAACAAUGAGCUUGCUUUUAGUGUGGCAGAGAAGCAUUUUGGUAUUCCAAUCGUACUUGAUGCAGGUGACAUGGUAGAAAAUAUCAUUCCAGAUAAAUUGAGUGUUAUCACCUAUGUCUCGCAGCUGUACGAGUACUUCAAGAACAGAACUCCAGCAAACCAGGGCUAUUCCACUAAGAUGAAUAUCCAGCCAAAAACACGAAGUGAAUCUACAGGUCACAAAGGCAGCAAGCGUAUCUCACCUUCCCAUCAGAUAUACCUCUUGUCAGGUCAUGCAAAGAGGGUUGCUACAGCCUUGCGGAAUGUUUUCAAGUCUGAUGCUAAAGAAGAAUCAACCAAGAGCAAGGAACAGGGUCAAGGCAGUAAAUAUUUAAGCGUUGAACCUUUAAGGACAAACCAGGAAACAAACAGAAAUACUUAUGAACUCAUCCCAAGUGCACCAGGAAAAUCACCAUUGCUGGGAAAUGAUUGUUUUAUCUGUCACAGCAGAGUGUUUCUCAUGGAAAGGCUGAUUGCAGAAAGGAAGCUGUUCCACAGGGCAUGCUUCAGAUGUGAUAAAUGUAAAGCCUGCCUUCGACCUGGAACAUAUCAUUACUUUCCUAAUACCCAGAAGUUCUGCUGUUUAUUUGAUUGCCCAGGAGGUCAGAGGGAAAAUCCCAUAAAAAUUAAACUAGAACCCUUAACAAAUGCUGCCCAGCAAAAACAAACAGAGGAGGGUCCAUCACCUGAAUCUUCUCCCAAUCUGUCUGAUAGCAAUUCUACAAAACCAUCUGAUAAAAGCCCACUUCAGAGACAGUUCUCAGUUGUUAAAAAGAAUGCAAUAACAUUAGCUGCAUUGCCACAGCCACUAACCCAAGGGAAACCUCGUGUUAUGAAAAGCCAAAAGCAGUCACACUCAUCACAGCAUUAUGACAGGUCACAGGCAAAGAGAAUUGAGCAUGGUGAGAAAAAACGGCGAUUCUCUGGUGGAGGAAGACCCAGGAAAAAACGUGAUGGGAAAGGAAGAUAUUUUGACUCUGAGGAACUGGGUGAUCAGGGAAAUUCCUCCUGGUCACCAGAAAACAAAAGACGAGCUCCUGAUAUUAGUCUAGUUGAUGAUGAAAGUGAUAGUGUUAAAAAUAGCAGUAGUGAAGUGGUAAGCAAGACCUUGAGUGUGAAGGUACCAGAUGAUAGUUCAGGAAUUUCAUUACCAAAGUCUCUUUUUGUAUCUGAAGAACAGCAAGAGGAGGAGGAAAAACUUAAACAGAAACCUGAUGAUCAAAGGUCUACAAAAGAGCCAGAAUCGCCUUCUGUGAAUCUUCUUUUUUCUUUUAAAGAGGAAUUACUGAAGAGGGCAACAGAAGGUAAAAUGGAUAAUGAUGAUGAUAAGGUAGCGAAGGAAGGUGAUACUGAUUGUGUUACACCAGAAUUUUCAAAUCAGGAACCGAAGACAAAAUUAGGAAACAGCAAAACUGGAGACAGUGAUUCAUUGGAAAAUGAAUCUGAUAGUCAUGUCAGGAACUCAAAAGAAGACAACUUGGAGAAGCCAGAUAAUCAGCAUAAAUGUUCAGAUUCUAGUGUCCAAAGUGAUUCAACUAAGUCAACAAAAUCAGUGUCAUCACGGAAGACAAGUGUUUCUGAAGAGUCUGAUUCUUCAACAGCUGCCAAGGGUGUACAAAGACUGCGGGAAAAGUUUCUGAACAUUAAUGACAUGAUUGAUGAAAAACACAAGAAUAACUUGGCAAAGAAAAGUGUUGAAAUUCAGAGAGAACUAAGGUGCGUCUCUGCUUGGAAACAACAGACAGAAUCUCAUCAAGUUACAUCAAGGAAACAUUCAAUAAGCUCUGGAAAGGCAGCUGAGGUAAAGAAACCAAGCUUUGGUACAAGUCGGCGGAGUGUUAAGGAAUUAAGAAAAAUGUAUAUGGACAAUGGAAGUAGUGAAAGAAAAUCUGUUGGAGGGAAAUCAGAUAUAGUGCCAUCAAAAUCUGAUAAUUCCUCCGCAGGAAUAGAAACUAAGUCAAAUAUUACUGUUACAGAAAAAACAGCUGAUUUCCCUUCAAGUGAAUCCAAUGAAAAAUCUGAUUCUUCUGAGCUUGGAAGUGAAGAAAGUACAGAACAAGCUGAUGAUCAUACAACUGGGUCUAAGGACAACAAUAAUUCAUCUGACUCUAGGGAUACUGAAUUUGUUACCUUACCUGAUACUUCUACAGAUAGAUUGCAAAGUAUAGAUGCAAAUGACAACAUAGUAAUAAUAAAUGUUGAUCACACGCAACAAGAUGAAAGUGUUUCAAGUGACAGUCAAAUUAGUGGAGGGCCACCUUCUACAGAAAAUGAUUACUCAGAGACUAAGUCUGACCAGGUGUCAAGUGAGGUUCCAUCACUUCAAGUUGAACCUGCUAGUCCUCAUUCUCCUAAUCAUGAACAAAAUUCUCCAGGGUUAAAAAGACAUUCAGCAUCCCAUGACAGUGGUAUUGAUAUGCCUUUAUAUACACAAAUUAAUUUUCAGAGGUCUCUGUCAGCUGAUGACAAAAUGUCUGCAAGGAAUUUGAAAGUUGCAGCAGAAUUUUCCUUCUCAGGAAGUGAUUCAUCUGUGUCACCUACUGAAAAACAACUGCCAAGAGAAAGUUUGAAAGAUUUGCAAACUUCAGGUGAUCCAUCAUCACCAGGUAUUGGCUAUUUGCCUGAGAUUCAAUGGUCCUUGCCUUUAUCAAGUGAACACAGAGCAUCUUUUAGUGGCUCUAGUUCAUCAUGCAGCUCACCUAGAAUGUCCAUCAUCAUAGCUCAGGAAGCAGCUACCACCAAAAUUAACAGCAGAUUUUUCACUGUUGAAACCAUGGAACCCUGGGACUUGGAAUAUCAUAGGAUUGCAGAGGAGCAUCAAUGUGUCAUGGAAGUUGAGGGAGAAUUCUGCUUUGGUAGAGAAAAUAGUAAAACCAGCAGAGCAGAAAGAGAUGCAAUUUUCUCAUUGCGGGGUGCUAAGAAUCACGGCUGUAACAGUACUGAUCUGAUUAAGGAGGAAGAAAUAACACUUUCUCCUGCAGAGAUUGAUACUGAAUUACAGUCUUUGGAGGCAUUACACAGAGAGCUGGAAAGACGGGGAGUGAAAAUUGAACACAACUUGAGGGAAAGUAUGGACUCUGAAAGACCCUUCAAUGAUUGUGAGGAAGAACUUCUGAGGGAAUGGCUCAGUGUGGUUCAUGAAAGAAAUGUGAUUAUGCGAAGGGAGUCAGAACUGAUAUACCUGUUGCAGUCCCAUAAUUAUGAAGAAAGAUAUCGCACAGUGGAAGGAGAACUUAGAAAAUUGGUGGCCAUGAGAGAUGAAGUGAAAUCUACUGAUGAUAUGAAGAGAGAGAGAGAAUUACUGUCUGAGUUGCUAGAGUUAGUGCAGAAGAGAAGCUUCAUUGUUGACAGCCUGGAGGAAGAAAGAGUAAGGGAAAUCCACGAGGAUGAAAAAGUAGAGCGAGCAUUGACUGAUGGUAUAGCCACAGUGCCUGAAAACAGCUGGAAUCAGAGACCAGAUUACACCAAAGUUGCAUUUUCAAGAUUUUAUUGCUAGCAGCAGUAGUCUCAAGUGACAAUGAAUUUUCUUCAGAUGCUGAUUAAAAUGUUUGAGCCUUUUCAAACUGUUGUGUUAACCUCUUUCAGCAGCAAGCACAAUCUCAAGCAACGAACUGUAGCAAUUAGGCUAACGUUUUAGACUGUUGUCAAAGAUUUUAGCAGUUGUAACAUCUUUCAAUUUUGGUGCAUUUUGUAUUUUAUGGAAUUCUCUGAUUGAUAGCAGAAUAAUUUUGAUUUCAACGGUUGGAUAGUUUUGUACUUUAGACAUUGACAGGGAGGUGUAGCAUCACAGUUCUCAUCCAAACACAUUUUCUAGUUUCUGGUUUUCAAACUUUUUAUUAGGAACAGUUGAGAAGUUGAUUUUUUUUGUUCUUUUUGGUGUGAAAGGCUUUCAUGUACACUGUGGUCUAUGGGGGCUACUUAUUUUUAUCAAACUUAAGCUGUUUUUAAGAAAAAACCACUCUUAACCAUUUAAUCCCUGAGUAGCCAGUGUCUAAUUUCUCCUUACAAUAAUACUGGUGAAUCAUUCAUUUAGAUCAUGAGAAUAAAGGAAAUGAUCACAACCUAAGAAGCUGUGAUUGGUAAAUGAAUUCUCCUUGUCAGUAUCAAAGGAAAUGUAUAGAGAAGAGUAAGAAGAAUAUGCAUACUGAUGUUAGGGUGGAAAUGCUUAACAAUGUUCUAUUUAGCCUUUAAGUAGGCCCUCAUUAUAAAUGCUGCAGGAUGCACAUUUCUCUCCCCACAAGAAGAUUUGAGACAAGUCAGGGAGAGGUUUGCCUCAUUCUCAGUACUCAAUCCCUUGAAGACCUCUUGCCAGCUCCAGUCGCUGAAGGCCUCAUACUUUCCUUGUGAACUUGUGCUGAAACGGCCUGCUCACAGGCUAUCUCCUAUUUGGCCAAAUUAAGUGUUUUAUCUGAAUAUUGAUUGGUGUGAACAUUUCAAAGAAGGCUGGCAUCUAACACUUCAUAAAAUAAUCUAAUUUUUCACUUCAAACAAACCACUUUUAAAGAAAUCUGCUGGUCCAUAAGUUGUUUAAACCAUAGCUUGAGCCAGACUUCAUUUACAUGUACAUCCUACAAAGUUUCGCAUUACCUUUGUGGAGAAGUCAGAACAUUUAAUCUUGACAUAAGUAGAUUACUGGUUUAACCAGCAUUGCUGAGCUUUGCUUGAUAUUUCUGUGCUUAGGAUGAUUAUGAGAUGGUUACAAUAUGGAUUAAAAAAUUAUUUAGAUUCUUUUUCUUUGCCUUGAUGCUUUCAAGAAUGUCCCAUUUUAAUUAAUAUAAAUUACUUUAUUCAUCAAAUUGAGCACUAGGCCCCUAUGGUGUCUGGUACAUAGCUGCUAAAGGGUCAUAGUCUUUGAAAGGGUUGGUUUUACAAGCCUUGGUUAGAGCAAGACAGGAUUAAAUUUUUGGACUUUAUCUUGCAUUUAAAUGUUUGGACAGCAGGCAGUGAUUUUUGACACACCUCCAAAUUGCAUGUGUGUUCAAAAGUAACAGAAGUGUUGUGAACUUGAGGUUGAAGGGUGAUACAAGAAGAACUAUUUUUUUGAAAAUUAAUGUUAGUUUAGGUUAGGUAUAACACUAAAAAAUGUGUAUGAUAUACAUAAAUAUCUAUAUCUUACACUAAGAGGUUGACAAUAUACAGAUCAAAUAGAACUUUCAAUA
Pocillopora verrucosa is the source of this 5765-nucleotide messenger RNA. RefSeq names its product MICAL-like protein 2. The record is from RefSeq and is a predicted model, not a curated record. Gene Ontology annotation, molecular function: protein binding. Lineage: Eukaryota; Metazoa; Cnidaria; Anthozoa; Scleractinia; Pocilloporidae.